Messenger RNA from Papilio xuthus (Asian swallowtail), 688 nucleotides. The record is from RefSeq and is a predicted model, not a curated record. NCBI's taxonomy places the organism in Eukaryota, Metazoa, Arthropoda, Insecta, Lepidoptera, Papilionidae.
UACAAAAAUAUCCUAAGUAAAAAAAAUUGGAAUUUAUUGAUUUUAAAACGACUAUUACUUACUAUUUAAAAAAAAUCAUUUAAUAAAACGCUUAAAAAUGUUACGACUUCGAUCUACCUUUAGAAUGCUGCAGCAAGUUAAUCACGUAGCUAAAUUUAGUGACACUACCAAGAGUGUGGAUACAACGUAUAUGGAAAUUCCAGUAUACAACGUAGAUAAACCGCAACCACUUGAAAGUCGUAAAGCUAGAUUGCAUUAUCAAUCUCGUAAAAGAGGAAUGUUGGAGAAUGAUUUACUGCUAAGUACUUUUGCCAAAAAGUACUUGGAUAACUUCACAGAGGAGCAGACAAUGAUGUAUGACCGUCUCAUCAAUUCUCCAAGCAAUGAUUGGGAUUUGUUCUACUGGAUAGUUGAAAAACAGCCUACUCCUAAAGAAUUUGACAAUGAAAUAAUGGAUUUACUAAAGAAACACGCCAAAAAUGAAAAUAAAGUUGUAUUAUCUCAACCACCUUUAAAUUAAAUGACUUAAAAAUAAAUGAUUUGGUGCAUUAUGCACAUUUGACUUUUAGACAGACUAUGACUUAGAGAAUUACAUUUUGAAAUAAACCUAGAAAUUUAUUACAAAGAAAUGCUUAAUUUAAUUAGUAUUAGGAUUUUGUUGUAAAUUUUAAUAUAAUAUAAAUAUAGC